Messenger RNA from Fonsecaea erecta, 1497 nucleotides. Its product is annotated as MFS transporter, ACS family, allantoate permease. Lineage: Eukaryota; Fungi; Ascomycota; Eurotiomycetes; Chaetothyriales; Herpotrichiellaceae. The transcript has 7 exons. The coding region runs from base 1 to 1497 and encodes 498 amino acids. The record is from RefSeq and is a predicted model, not a curated record. Gene Ontology annotation, biological process: allantoate transport; tripeptide transport; dipeptide transport. Gene Ontology annotation, cellular component: plasma membrane. Gene Ontology annotation, molecular function: allantoate transmembrane transporter activity; dipeptide transmembrane transporter activity.
AUGGAAAAACACAACCAUGCUACUUCUUCGGAAGUCAAGCUCGACUAUGGCUUGCCCCCUGGAGAAAUUUCGGAAGUGCAAACGGGUGACGACUUGACUGUGUCGCCGUCAGAGUCGAGGGAGGUCUUGAGAAGGAUCGAUCUCUGCGUGAUUCCCCUGAUGGGAUUCUGUUAUCUACUGCAAUUCAUGGACAAAUUGGCUCUGAGUUAUGCGGCUCUGCUGGGACUGUUGGACGAUUUGAACCUCCACGGCACCCAAUACUCCUGGUGCUCAGCCAUCUUCUAUUUUGGAUACCUCGCGUGGAGUUGGCCCAGCUCCUACGUUAUUGUCCGCUUUCCCUCGGGGAAAUACCUCGCCGUCACAGUGUGCUUAUGGGGCGGCAUUCUCAUGUGCCACGGUGCCGUUCACAGUUUUGGCGGACUCAUGGCGGCACGUUUCUUCCUGGGUGUGGGCGAGGCCGCCAUAGCCCCUGGAUUUUCUUUGAUCAUUAGCAUGUUUUAUACACGCAAAGAACAGCCUCUGCGACAAGGUGCUUGGUUCGUUGGAAACUCCUUCGCAAGUAUUUUUGGCGGACUGGUCGCGUACGGCAUCGGCGAGAUCCAGAUGCCCGCCAUCGCGCACUGGCGUCUGCUCUUCCUCAUCCUCGGCAGUAUUACCGCGGCAUAUGCUCUGCUAUUAUACCUGUUCCUCCCCGAUGCGCCAGACAAAGCCGUCUUUCUCGAUGAAAAGCAGCAGCAAGUCGCCCUGAAGCGCACGAUCGAGAACAAGACGGGUUUCAAGGACAACGACGACUUCGUCCCGGCCCAGGUCAUCGACGCCCUGACCGAUCCGCAGCUGUGGCCCUUGGUUCUCUAUACUAUCUCAGUCAAUCUGGCCAACGGUGGAUUAACCAGCUUCGGAGCACUUGUCAUCAAAGGCUUUGGGUUCUCAACCCUGAAAACUCUUCUGGUUCAGAUGUCCCAGGGGGCGACGCAGCUCGUUUUCAUCCUGUUGACUUCGACUCUGGCCACUCUCCUGCCGUCAGCUCGGCUGGUGCUCAUGAUCAUGAACACCCUCAUCGCCAUGGCAGGCUUGAUUAUGGUAUACGAAUGUAAAAGUCGCGCGGCGCGGAUGGGCGGACUGUGUCUCGGAAGCGUCUUCGUGGCCAAUAUCCCCCUCUCGCUGAGUCUGAUAAGUUCCAACGUCGGCGGCUUCACCAAGCGGUCUGUGACCAGCUCCACCCUGUUUGUCGCCUACUGCAUCGGCAACAUCGUGGGCCCGCAGUUCUUCCAGUCCAGCCAGGCUCCCAAAUAUCCCACCGGCAUCAAGGCUGCACUUUCGGGGCUAGCCUUAGGGGCCUGGUUUCUCGCCUGUCUUCUUGCCUAUUACGUCUGGGAAAACGCACGGAGGAACAAGCGGCACGGACCAAGCCAGAGACUGAGCGGGAGUGACGCUCUACGGGAAGAUCUGUCGGGCAAGACAGAUCGGCAGCUGCCUGAUUUCCGAUAUGUGAUUUGA